This is a messenger RNA of Lucilia sericata (common green bottle fly), 1162 nucleotides long. Its product is annotated as myb-like protein I. Gene Ontology annotation, molecular function: actin binding. The transcript has 5 exons. NCBI's taxonomy places the organism in Eukaryota, Metazoa, Arthropoda, Insecta, Diptera, Calliphoridae. The record is from RefSeq and is a predicted model, not a curated record. The coding region runs from base 107 to 1147 and encodes 346 amino acids. Gene Ontology annotation, biological process: actin cytoskeleton organization.
UACUCUAACCGAAUGUGAAGAGCCCGAGGAUGACCAACAUGCUUUACAGCUACAACAGCAACAACAACAACAACAGCAGCAGCAACAAUUGUGUGUUGUGGCUAAAAUGCAAAAAUCUGUUACAAUAACCGUUACACCUCAGCGCAGUAAUUCAAUGGAUUAUCUGAAUUUUGAGGAAAAACGACAAUUGAUUGCCUCCUCGUUGUCGUUGUCGGAUAUAUUACAAUGUAAUCCAGCGAAUAAUGUUCCAACUGGGAAAGAUACUUUGAAUGCUAAAAAACAAAAUGGUGCUGCUUUGCGUACAAAUAGUUUAGGUUCUGGCACACGCACACCACCUUUGGAACGCAAAAGCAAAUUAAGCGCUUUGGGGCGUUUCUUUAAACCCUGGAAAUGGCGGCGGAAAAAGAAAAGCGAAAAAUUCGAAGCAGCCUCAAAGUCCCUUGAACGCAAAAUAUCUGUACGUGCCAAUCGAGAAGAACUUGUUCAAAAAGGUAUACUUUUACCGGAAAGUCCGCUGGGGAAUAUACAAGAACCAGGUGAGGAAUCAUAUUACAACAAUUCGAACGCCGUUAAUAAUUCCAGCAACAAUGGCAACGGUACGUUACACUCCUCAAACGUCCAAAAUAAUUCCAUGCUUAAUGCUACCACCGGUGGUAGCAACAUUGGCAAUAGUAUUAAUUCUUCCCAACAGCUGCAGCAGCAGCAACAACAAGUUAACAAUGCGUUAGCGAUACAAUUUCAAGGCAACAAUAUGCAUAAUGGUUCAGGUGGUAGUGGUGGUGGCCAAACUUCUAAUAAUCCUGCCUCCAAUUUACAAAAUAAUAAUUCAACCUCAAACUCACAGACGAAUAACGGCAGUGGCAAUAAUGCCAACAACAAUAACAGUAACAAUAAUAACAGCAACAAUACAAUUUCCGGUAAUAACGCAAAUGAAAAUUCUACAUCCGGUGGCGUUGGUGUGCCACAUUCACAAUCGGCUCCUCAUCAAUUGGGCAACCAACAGCAAUUACAACAACCACCGCCAUUGACACCACUGGCUCAGCAUCAUCAGGCGUUGGCGCAACAGUUGCAGCAACGAUUUGCCAUCAGCAAUAAUAAUGGUAAGUUUUCGUUAUUGUCAAUGAAAUUGUCUUUUAAACCCGAAUAAAUUUAUUGUAAGUAU